AUGUCGGACCGGCCGCUGUACCACGUGACGCCGCGGCGGGCGCUCCGCGCGCGGGCGGAAGCGGAGGGGGCCGGUCCCGGUCCCGCCCCGCGGGAAGGGAGCCCCGCGGAGCCGCCCCCGCCGUCGCGGGAGGGCGGCAGCAGCAGCGACACCGGCGCCGGGCGGGGCCGGCCGCGGGGCAGGGGGCGAGGCCGGGGCAGGGGCCGGCGGCGCGGCGCGGCGGCGGGCGGGAUGUUGGGCGGCGGCGAGGACGAGGCGGUCCCGGCGGACGGCCCCGGCGAGUCCCCGGCGGACGAGGCCGGGCUGAAGCGGCGGCGGAAGAGCCCCCGGGUGGCGGCGCGGCCCGACGGGCCCCAGGAUGAGGUGGAUGGCGCGGCCCGGCCCGACGCGCUGGACGGGGACGAGUUUCACUUCGGGACCCCGGACUCCCUGACGCGACCCCCUAUAAGAGCGUAUAGAUCGCCAGAUGGUUCUUCAGUUUACUUUGAAGAGACUCCAGUGAAGGAAAAAGCAAAGGUUUAUGACAGUAAUGAAAUCGAGAAACCAGCAGGGCGACAAAACAUUUAUAAACCAAGAGAAAUAAAGGCUGACUUCCUUGAGAAAAAUCAAGAGCACUUCUCAACUUCUACACCACAGAGCAGAAGUAAAUCUCGGUAUCAGUCCAGUGUAAGGAAGCAGUCACAGCCUUUGGCCAAAAGUGAUGGUGAAUCGCAGAGUGGGUUUCACAAGGGCCAGACUUUGUUACUGGUUCUGUUAAUUAGUGUCCCAUUGCUUUAUGUCUUCUGGAAUGGAAUUCCAAGUCUUCCAUCUGGGACUUCAAGUAGAGAUGCUGAAAUUCUGCAAAUGUUUCGGGCCCGGAUGAAGGAGCUGAAAAAUACUUACCAAAGUCAGGACGCCAAUCUGUGGACAAGAGCCCGCGUGUCCCUCGAGAAACGUCUUAACACUUCCCACCUGCACCUGGAGCCGGCUAUCCUGCUGUUCACAGCUGGCCGGGAAGCUGAGAAGGCGCUGAGGUGCCUGAGUAACGAGAUCGCCGAUGCUUUCGCCUUCUCCCAGAACGCCACCACCAUCCAGAUCAACGGGGUGGACAAGGCCCUGCUGGACAGUGACGACGUCAAGCUGGAGGUGGACAAAGAGCUCAGCUCUGGGUUCAGCAAAGGCAAGAAGGUGGCAGUGGUGCAUCGAUUCGAGUUGCUGCCUGCGGGCUCCACCCUGAUCUUUUACAAGUACUGUGACCAUGAAAACGCGGCGUUUAAGGACGUGGCCCUUCUGCUGACAGUUCUGCUGGACGAGCAGUCGCUGCGCAAGAGCCUCACCUUUCAAGAAGUGGAGGAGAAAGUCCGGGAUUUCCUCCAGGCAAAGUUCAUCAGCUCGGAUGUUCCUAGUUCUUACAAUGGCAUGGACACAGAUAAGCUGAGUGGACUGUGGAGCCGAAUAUCUCAUCUUGUGCUGCCUGUUCGGCCAGAAAAGGAGCUCCCUCUGGAGGGAUGCACAUAAGAGUUACCGGAAAGGACUGGGGAAAGGAGGAAGACACAAAAUGGAUGUUGCGGUGCCUGAACAGGGAAGAACUUGCUGCUGCUGAGCUCAGGGAGCAGCGUAAAAGUCCUUUCUGUGCAGACAUUUCACCAGCUGGUGGGGUUGUUUCUGCUAAAGUAACUGGGACUUCUCUAAAUAAACUACAGAGAGUAAGCAAGGAACUUGCUGGUUGUUGGUAAGUUGUGUUCAGUGACGUGUUCGGCCUGGGUGUCCUGGAGCUGGGCGUAAAUGUCCAUCAGUGCAGAAUCACUCACCUGCCUGUGGAGCUGACUUGAUGCACUGUUGGCUUUGCUGUGAGGAGCCUUUUCUGGUGGUGCAUAAAGCUGGUGUUGCAUUUGGCAAGGUAACAGAAUGCGAAAACAUCACCUUCAUCAGCCAGAGUUGCUGAAAAUGAUGGUAAAGUGAUGUAAGCACAAGCUUUUUUUCUUGAUCCAUCUGAUCACAACAUAGAUGUCAGCUGUUUCUGGACCAUUUCUAGAAAUGGCAAAAUUGCUUGAAAGAUCUGUGACUUGUAGAGAACCUUUCAGCAAGCAUUUUUCCCUUAAAUUGAGCCUUCCCUAAACAGUUCUGGAGAGUGAGAAAAGCUGAGGUACCAAGUAGUACUGACAUCAGUUAAAUAAUCCCUCAGCACCUCUUUGCCUGGCUCCUUCCAGAAAUUCUCUCUUUGUCAAAGUUCUGCAAGUCUUAAAAUCUGGAGGGAAAUGAUGAAACGUCAGCCCUGUGUGUGUACCAUCUCCUUUCCAAACAAAAUUUUAGGAGGACAUAGGUUACUUCUCAGUUUACUAAGAUCAUUAUUUUUGCAUCCAGAGAAUUUAUUUAUUUGUGGUACUGGUACCCCAGAAAAAUAAUCAUUCUUCUUGUAUCUGUGUAUAACCUGCAGCUUGCUGUAUAACCUAGCAAAGAACAGAUUUGCAAUGCGUGUUUUUAAGAUGUUUUUUUUUUUUUAGUAUCUCAUGUCAAGAAUUCCUCACACCAGAUUAAAAACAAAAACUUGUACCUGUUCCUAUUGUAAGUACUUUGUGUAAAAAAAAAAAAAAA
Messenger RNA from Empidonax traillii (willow flycatcher), 2574 nucleotides. RefSeq names its product torsin 1A interacting protein 1 (gene TOR1AIP1). The coding region runs from base 1 to 1497 and encodes 498 amino acids. The transcript is spliced from 6 exons. Gene Ontology annotation, molecular function: ATPase activator activity. Gene Ontology annotation, biological process: nuclear membrane organization. The record is from RefSeq and is a predicted model, not a curated record. Gene Ontology annotation, cellular component: nuclear membrane. NCBI's taxonomy places the organism in Eukaryota, Metazoa, Chordata, Aves, Passeriformes, Tyrannidae.